Glycine soja is the source of this 1673-nucleotide messenger RNA. Its product is annotated as amino acid transporter AVT6C-like. The record is from RefSeq and is a predicted model, not a curated record. NCBI's taxonomy places the organism in Eukaryota, Viridiplantae, Streptophyta, Magnoliopsida, Fabales, Fabaceae. Gene Ontology annotation, biological process: amino acid transmembrane transport. Bases 89 to 1420 code for a protein of 443 amino acids. The transcript has 5 exons. Gene Ontology annotation, molecular function: amino acid transmembrane transporter activity.
GCUGAGAAAGGAUAAAAACCACAUGCACAUGGGCGUGUCUCGAUCCACUCCACAAAAUUCAUGAUUCAUCAACGACACGACACCCAAAAUGAAGCUAGAAGAAUCGGUGUCCAACUCCAACAUCACUGCCCCGCUCCUUCCACCGGAAGAUCCGAGUCCGAGUCCGCAAAAUGGAUCAAUCUCCGGAGCGGUGUUCAACAUAACAACCACCAUGAUCGGUGCCGGAAUCAUGUCCAUUCCGGCGACCAUGAAGGUUUUAGGCAUAGUUCCGGGGUUGGUGGUGAUCGUGUUGGUGGCACUGAUAACAGAUGUGACUGUGGAGUUUAUGCUAAGGUACACAAGUUCCGGUAAAUCCUCCACUUACGCGGGCAUGAUGGCCGAGUCCUUUGGCUCCAUAGGAUCCCUCGCAGUUAAGAUUUGCGUCAUCAUAACCAAUUUGGGGGUUCUUAUCAUCUAUUUCAUUAUUCUUGGAGACGUGCUCUGUGGAAAUGAGUCGAACGGUAUCACACACUUGGGUAUUCUACAAGAAUGGUUUGGCAUCAACUGGUUGACCUCUCGUGCUUUUGCUCUUCUUUUUGUUGCACUCUUCAUAAUGCUUCCACUUGUUAUGUUACGUCGUGUUGAUUCACUGAGGUAUAGUUCUGCAAUAUCAAUCCUACUAGCAUUGGUGUUUGUUGUAAUAUGCUCGUCAAUGGCGGUUAGUGCAUUGUUGUCUGGAAAAAGUCAGACACCGAGAAUAGUGCCUGAUUUCUCUCAAGUCACUGUCCUUGACCUUUUCACCACUAUACCAGUGUUUGUCACGGGUUUCGGUUUCCAUGUCAAUGUUCAUCCUAUCAGAGCAGAGCUUAUAAAAGUUGAACACAUGGGUUUGGCUGCACGGAUUUCGUUGAUAAUUUGCGUGGCUAUUUACUUUGCUAUUGGUUUCUUUGGGUACCUUUUAUUUGGGGACUCCAUCAUGCCAGACGUGCUGGUGAACUUUGACCAAAACUCCCAUACAAGUACUGGUCGAUUACUCAAUGCCAUUGUUCGGUUAAGUUAUGCACUCCAUCUUGCACUUGUGUUCCCAAUCAUGAACUAUUCCCUGAGGGCCAACAUAGAUGAACUAAUUUUCUCAAACAAAAAUAAGCCUCCCCUUGCAUCAGACACCCCAAGAUUUGUGUCACUCACUUUGACUUUGCUAGCCCUCACAUACUUGGUCGCUGUGGCCAUCCCAAACAUAUGGUAUUUUUUUCAGUUCUUGGGAUCCACAACCAUUGUUUCCACCUCAUUCAUCUUCCCUGCUGCAAUUGUUCUAAGGGACAUGCAUGGGAUAUCAAAGACAAAAGAUCAAGUGAUGGCAAUAGUGGUGAUUGUUUUGGCUGUAGGGACAAGCGGAAUUGCUAUAUGGACGAAUUUGAAUGGUUCAGGGGAUGAUCAAUGAUUAACCAUGAUGAUGUUAUAUAAUACCCAGUCUUCUCAAACUUGGUGAUUUUUUUUAGUAAUUAUUAUCAUAUAAAAAAUCAAUCUAUCUUUUCGGUUUUCUUUAUUUUCUAUCUCAUUUUCGGUUCUCCACAUACCAAGUAGUACACGUCAAAUGACGCAUAAGCCCCUCAAGUGACGGUCAAAGUAUGAUCAGAUCAAUUAUUUGUCUCUUCUCUUUUUUCUAUUUAAAUGAUUGGUUGUUUUUGUCUGAA